AUGGCCCAACGAGCCCUAAGACGGGUGUUUGUGUACGGGACGCUGAAGCGUGGCGAACCGAACCACCAUUUGCUGGCGGAAGCCGACAACGGGUACGCCAAGUUCAUCUGCAAAGGUUCUACGAAUCGCCGGUUUCCACUGGUGGUUGCCACACGGUACAACAUACCCUUCCUGCUGGACAAGCCGGGUACCGGCAGUUAUGUAACGGGUGAGAUCUACGAGCUGGACGAUCCACUGUUUGAGCAGCUGGACGUGCUGGAGGACUACCGUAAGCUGUACGAUCGGCAGAUUGAGGACAUUAACGUUGGUAUCGAGGGAGGGAAUGUACCGUGUUGGUUGUACCUGCUACGCAACUGUCCGGACCGGUUGUUGAAGCUGCCGAUGCUGACCGAGUACCGGAAUACGCUGGAGCAGCCGUACUCGCGCCGACCACCUGGGAAGGUGAACAUCUUCGAGGAGUUGCUGAAGGGUGAUGAGUAGCGGUGGGAUCGGUGUGUAGUGGGGGA
Molecule: messenger RNA, 506 nt
Organism: Anopheles maculipalpis
Lineage: Eukaryota; Metazoa; Arthropoda; Insecta; Diptera; Culicidae
Product: troponin C-akin-1 protein-like
Exons: 1
Coding region: 1-480 (159 amino acids)
Molecular function (GO): gamma-glutamylaminecyclotransferase activity
Source: RefSeq, a predicted model, not a curated record